GAGAGUCAGUCGGUGCGCUGCGGCGUGAGGUUGCAUUGUCGAGGCGUUCCCUCCCUUUUCUCUUAUACUCUGCCGCGGCAGCAUUGGCAGCAGUGAGUAGCAGCAGCAGAAGAAAAAAAAACGGAGUCAGGCUUAGUAAAAGCGUAUAUAAGCUAUACGCGUCUACGUCUUGAAGUGCGCGUUGUUGUUUGUGCGUUCCUGGAGAAAAUGCGCCGACGACGAUAGUGAGCGUCGCAGAGAAUGCGUAGCAGCUUAUCGGCGGCGAGCAGCAGCUUCGCCGCUCCCCCAGCCAAAGAAGAAGAUAAUUAGAAGAUCAAACUUACUAGAAAUAAAAGAAAACUAGAAAGAUGGGUUGGAAUCGGAGAUUUGACAAUCACACACUGGAUGCUCUAAAUAAAGGAUGUUUGGAUUUAUAUGACGGAAUAGCAUGUGGUCGAAUCAGCCUAUUAGUUAUACUCAGUGUCAUAACACUGUUUUUUGUAGUUGUCAAGAUAAUCAAGUAUCACAGUUACAAACACUCGCAGAUGCAUCACUAUGCCAUAUUUUACAUUUCUGCUGUUCAAUGUAUCGUAAGUGGAGCUAGUUUUAUAUUUGGAGUUCGAUAUCCACAACUGCAUUUUGCCACAAAUUUCUUCAAACUUUACCAAUUCAUUUUAAUUUGCCAUCUACAUUGGUCAACAGCUGCACGAUCUCGACACAGAGAUGACAUUGUACAACAUGUGAUCAAUCCAAUUCUUUGUUUAUAUACUCUCUACUACAUAACAGUAGUUUUGAUGGGUAUGGUUGACAUCAGUGGAACUUGGACAGAAUGUUUUAAACCUUACUGGCUGAUGCUGUCGAGUGCAGAUUUCAUUGCAGUCCAACUGUUUGCAAUUAUUGCUCUAUAUGUUACACAUAGCAAUAGACAGUUAGUUAUAUCAGCUCUGAUGAUGCCUGCAACUUCAUCUCAAACGAGAGAUUUAUGGCUUGUAACUGCAGUCUACGAAAUUUCGGCUGCAGUUUCGGUGGUAUUUGAUGCAGUUAUGGUCCUAAUCGGAAAAGACGAAAGCGGUUGCAGUGGAAUUUACAAUCAUGCAGAAUUGUACUACAGCUCAAUAUUAGCGAUCCUCGUGAUUCUAAAAUAUUUUGUGCCAACUUGGAUACUUCUUUGCGUCUUUCAGCCAAGUAGAGUAAAAUCAAGGCCAUCUGAGGUAGCUCUUACUUCUCAUUAUAACAUGGAUGGCUCGUGUUAUAAUCAGUAUCACAAGAUGUUUUUGCCAAAUUUUGGUUCGUCUGGGUCGAUCACGUAUCCAGCAUUAUCAUACCCAACUAAUUCUCCAAUGUUUGGAGCACUAGGGGACUUCUCUGAUAGCUCACCGGAUGCAUCCCCAACAAUUGGUCGAUAUUGGAAUGGGUUGGAUAAGGAUUUGUAUGGCGGAUAUGAAAAACAUUUUAUCAAUGCUGAUCAACACAAAGAUAUACUUGAAAAUCGCCAGAGAAUGGAGCAGGCCCGACAAAAUCUUGAAAGGAGCCUUGGAUUAGAUUUGAAUAACGACCAAGACUCCCAGGACAAUAACCGAUAUUUAACAACUAUCAGUGAAGAAAGUGCAAAUAUUACAGAGAAUCCACCAGAAUAAAUCUUGUGCAUGUAAUCGAAGGCAAGACACGUUGAACCUAGUCGGAAUAGGUACCUAAUCAAAAAAUUCAUUUUCCAAGAUACUCAUUUUAUAAUUCGAAAAUUUGUUCUGUUAUAAGUUGUUGAAAACAAAAUGUUUAGAGAACAUUCCGUUUGCCAACGAAGAAAAAAAAUUUUAAAGGCGUAUCGGUGCGAAUAAUAAUAGAAAGGAUUUCAGAGCGGUAUUCGCAAUUAUCCUUCCAAAUGCUGUGAUUUAUUGAUGCUCAAGGUCGUCUAACCAUUUAAAAAAUCAUAAUUUCUUACCAUCAUCUCAGUGAGAUACGUUUCGAUUUACAAUCGUGACGGUUUAUCAUAUUAUUAACAAAUAUCGAAUUUUAAUGAUAUUAUUGCAUUUUGAUCAUUACACUAGGCUAGGAGAAAAAACUAACACCAUAGACUUACAUUUUUUAAAUUUAAUAGAUGAGUCACGAUGAUGUUGCAAGUGCAUGAAUGACUUAUAUAUGAAUAAUUAUCAAAUCAUACUAUGAUAAUAAUAAAACAAAUGUAUAGCCAGGAAGCUCGUUAUUCUAGACUUACGAAGUAAUGAGAUAAUUAUGUAAUAAGUCAUUAUGUAUGAUGAACAAUGAAUUUACAUUUUGAGCACAUUGUUACUGUAACCGAGUUAUCACAUCUUUUUAUAUUGUUAUUGGUACUUGCCAUUAAUGAAUCAAUUUGCGGUGCCAAGAUAAUGGUUCUUUUCUAUAUUGAACAAAUACUCAACUAUGGAUUAAAAUCUCUCUUUCUCAACAUUCAAAAUUAUGCAUAUACACAUUUUUUUUAUAAGAAAUCUGAUAUACUUAGUUUUUUUGUGAUUUGCUAAUUUGUAUUAUAAACUUCGAAAUAUUCACCUACUUAUACUUUUAUGAAAGUAUUCAUGGUUAUUAAAAACAACAGAAAUAACAACAUAAAACUUUUGUAAUUUAUUAAUAUCAUUUCAACAAAAUAGAAAAUAGUAUUGUAUACUUUGUGCAAGUUCUACGACAAGUGCAAAUACACGACAUCGUUAUAGCUUGCAUGAUUCAAAAUAUCCAAAUUAUAGAUUGCAUGAACUAUGUAUACUCUAUGAGCGUAAUCUCAACUCGUAUUAAACAUAUAAGCAUGAUUGAAUUUGAAUACUCGGUUAUGCGAGUAAUUUUAUAAACCAUGAAAAUGUAUAUAAACUAAUUUAUCCUUAAAUAUAUGUGCGUAGUUAAGUGAUAUCGAUCGCUAAAUAUUAUAGAUAUUUAUGAUUCACGUAAAGUAUGUUAUGAGUAAGAUGCGAGUUUGAUCAGUCAAAGUCGGAUCAUACUGACAAAUUUAAUACAAUCUUGCAAGGCCUCUUUUGUGUAUUUAUAAAAGCGUUAUGUGUAUUGACUAUUUUUUUUAAAUGCAGUCAGUUUACUACUCAUGAGAGUAACUCCAAUAUUUAAUGAUUGAAAAAUGAAUGCUUAGAUAAGAUCUUCUUACGUUUACACUCAUAUUUAAAUGUAAGAUGUAUGUAAUGUGUGGAUUAUCUUUAAAUGCAUGUUAUAUAAUCAUCAGUUUUCAUUAUUCUUUCAAUCAAAUUUAUGAAAAUGUACAUAAGUAUAUAUUAUUUUAAAACAAAUUUCAAAUUAUAUAUUUUAUUGUUUAAAAAUUUUUUUUACUCAAAUGAAUUCAUUUAUACAGAUUCUACGUUGUAAAUGGUUUAUCAGCGGCAUGUUUUAUUAAUUAUAAUUUUAUAAUUUUAUAUUAAACCAA
Molecule: messenger RNA, 3373 nt
Organism: Phymastichus coffea
Lineage: Eukaryota; Metazoa; Arthropoda; Insecta; Hymenoptera; Eulophidae
Exons: 6
Coding region: 348-1616 (422 amino acids)
Source: RefSeq, a predicted model, not a curated record